Molecule: messenger RNA, 1848 nt
Organism: Dacryopinax primogenitus
Lineage: Eukaryota; Fungi; Basidiomycota; Dacrymycetes; Dacrymycetales; Dacrymycetaceae
Exons: 2
Coding region: 570-1385 (271 amino acids)
Molecular function (GO): nucleic acid binding
Source: RefSeq, a predicted model, not a curated record
GGACUGCCCAUUACUGGUACCAGCAGUACUGGAGAAUGAAGAAAUUCCGGCCUCAGUCCCAGAAAACCUUUUCAAAGAAGCCAAGAGACAAGCUGGUGAUUUCCGAUAUGACACAGUUGCUGAAACACUUGUGUUUACUGGGCCAAGUGGAAACGAGUCUUCACCCUUUAUCCCAUUCUUGCACCGUGCAGAAUUACUCGAUGUGCUUCAUAAGGAGUAUGGCCAUCGGGGUGUCAACGGUAUGCUUGACUUGCUCAGAGGACAGGGUUGGUGGCCUGGAUGACGAAAAGAUUGUGAGACAUAUUGUCGGACAUGUCCACAAUGUCAAAUCUUCUCCGAUCCAAGGAAACGACAGGCGUUUGAAGAACAACACCCGCUUCCACCAGUUGAACCAUUUGAGCGAUGGGGAAUGGACUUCAUCGGAAUGCCAGAGACCAGAGACGGUCACAAGCAUAAAUGGAUCUUGACGAUGGUCGAUCAUGCCACGGGCUGGCCCAUUGCAAUUCCGAUGCGAAAGGCCAGAGGCCAACAAGUUGCCCGGGAGAUUUGGGACCAGAUCGUUAUGCACUAUGGAGUGCCAAGUGAAAUCCUCACGGACCGUGGAAAGAACUUCCUUGCUCCGGUUGAGAUCCGACUCCAUGGAACGAAUUCUUGAUGCUGCACUAUUUGCAACUCGAGUCCGACAGCAAACCACAGCCAAGUGGUCACCAUUUGAGUUGUUGUAUGGUCGAAAGCCUCGGUUGCCAUUUGACCAGCCACUUCUCCGUGCCCCAGAUGCUGCACUCCCAGGGGAUGCAGAGCACUCGGAACGGUACUUGCAAAUGCAGAAGGCUCGAGAAGAAGCUUCGGAGCGAGGCACUAUCCGUGCACUUGCAGACAAAGAGCGGUGGGAUCACCAACUCAAUAUCGGGACGGAAGGGACACAGCAGCCUUUUGAGGUUGGUCAAAAGGUGCUGCUCUGGAAUGAAACUGCAAACAAGGGUGAUGCACAUUGGUUCGGACCAUUUGUGAUCACUACAAAACUGGAUAAGGGAACCUAUCAACUGAAGGAUAGACGUGGACACUUACGACCAGGCUUGGUGAAUGGAAACCGUCUUCGACUUGCUCAUCUCCGAGAAGAUGAUACAAACCAUCGGGCUUGGGUCUUGCCAAAGGCAACACAACGGCAGUGGUCGAAGGAAGACAAGGAAGCCGCUUCACAGGCUGUUGUCCGUGCCAUGCCUUCAAUACGAAUUAUCGGUCGCUUUGCCAAUCCAAAUACCGGGUCUGCACCAGUCACGGUUACAGAAGACAAAACCAGAUCUGCACCAGUGACGGUUGCAGAAGACAAAGCCCAGUCUGCACCAGUGACGGUUGCAGAGGACGAAUCACAGAAUACACAGUGAACAGUUAUGCCAAGACGGAGAUCAUGACCCAUGGGUCAAGAUCACGGAAUUCCGCAAACUGUUCCAGUGAAACAAAGGCCACAGACUCGAUUCUAAACCGAUAACACAAACAGUACCCCAAGACUGCAGGUCUUGGGUUACAAUCCUCCAGACGGAGGUCCGAUUCCCUCAACCUGAAGCCCCGGAGCAACCCAAACAGUCGCCUGCACAGAUGUGUGAAGUUAGUAAAUCCGAUGCAAAAGGUGGUCCACUGAUUGCAUAUGCAUGUCCAGUCCUCCAGAUGGAGGUCCAUAAUGCAGUACACACCAGCCUUACCAGGACGCACCAAAACUCGAAGCAAUCCCAGAAGACGACAGACACAGAGCAGAGCCAGAAAGCAAAUUCCGUCUCAAAAUCACAAAAAACCAUCCAUCCAGCCCAAGAACAGCUCAGAUCAGCCCAGAAACCAGCCAGAAUCAUCUCC